This is a messenger RNA of Solea solea (common sole), 1451 nucleotides long. Its product is annotated as apoptosis-associated speck-like protein containing a CARD. NCBI's taxonomy places the organism in Eukaryota, Metazoa, Chordata, Actinopteri, Pleuronectiformes, Soleidae. The record is from RefSeq and is a predicted model, not a curated record. Gene Ontology annotation, biological process: innate immune response; inflammatory response; regulation of apoptotic process. The transcript has 4 exons. Bases 120 to 671 code for a protein of 183 amino acids.
GAUCACACAUCGUAAAAAGUGUCUUCGCAGCAGAACUCACGCAGCUCAUCUGCCACCUGGUUGCAGCCGAUGUGCCUCAGUGUUUCCACGCAGCAUAAGCGCGAGGUCACUCGGAACUAAUGGCUCCUCCCGUCACGAUCAAAGAAGCCAUUGCGAACAUUCUAGAAGACCUGACCGAGCCGAACUUGGAGAAGUUUAAAGAGCGGCUGCUGGACCGCAAGCAGGUCCGGCGCGCGCGGGUGGACCGCAAGAGUUUUUUGGUGGUGGCCGACGUCAUGGUCUCUACUUACACCGAGGCCGGGGCACUUCCGGUGGCUGUGGACAUUCUGACACAGAUUGACUGCAACGAGGAAGCGAAGACACUAAGGAAGGAAACUGAGGGACUGUCCUCGACACCUGGAUCUGGAGGCAAUAAGCACUUUGUGGACAAACACAGAGUUCAGCUGAUCCAGAGAGUGGGCCACAUUGAAACAAUUCUGGAUGAGCUCUUAGAUGAAGGUGUUAUCCAGCAAGAGCUUUAUGAUAAGAUUAGGUCUCUGAGCAUCCCCCAGGAAAAGAUGAGGGAGCUCUACUCUACUGGCCUGAAAGCUAGUGAAGCCUGCAAAGACGUCUUCUAUAAAAUCCUAAAGAAACAUGACCCUUAUCUCAUCAGGGAACUGGAGGGAAAAUAAUCUAUAUUUUUAGCUUAUCAAUUGUGAUUUAUUUUUGAUUUUUAUUUUUUUAUUAAAAAAAAGAAGACAUAAUCAGAUGAUUAUUAGGGCUGCGUAUCGCCACCAAUUUCCUGAAACGAUUUGAUUCCGAUUUAGUUCCGAUUUAAAUAAUGAAUUAAUACUGUUAAUUAUACAAAGAUUCUUCACAGCUGGCCUAUGGAGAAUAUUUGUGAUUACAUUAACAACUACUUUAAUGUAUUUUUUAAGUAAGACGACAAGCACUCGUCGUUGAUCACGUGACAUUCAGUACCGAGGUAGAACGCAUCAUAAAUGCCAUUACCUGUAUUUAACAAAAUACUAGUGGUAUCAAACGAUUAAAAUAUUGAUUAACUCGCAAUUAAUCCCACUUUUCUUAUUAAUGGCACAUUUGUAUCUAUUCUAAAUGUCCCUUGAUUUCUUUUUGUCCCAUUAUUUUUUCUCACUUUAAUGUUCUUAUCAACAUAGAAAAGUGGAUGUGCUUGCUUUAUUGAGACAAUAUCUCUGUCACCUGCAUACUUGGACUUCUUCCUCUUAUUGUGAGAGCCGCACAGUAGUAAGAGAGGCAGUGUGUGAAUAAAGAGUCCCGUGGUUUAAUGUGUUGUUGCUGUAACGAGCUAAUCCGGGCUAAAGGAGCUAGCGGUCUUCGGUGGUCUCCUUACUACGGUUGGGGGUCUGCCAGCUUGGUUGCUAACUCUGCAGACAUCAUGACUUGGAUGGCUGGAUUUUCUGUGUUGACAUUUGAAUAAAAGACUUUGAGAUCUC